AUGCCGCCGAGAAGGAGCCAUCGAAAGUCCCGCUUGGGUUGUCUUCAAUGCAAGAGAAGAAAGAUAAAGUGUGACGAGACGCCGCCGCCAUGCGGCAACUGCAAAAAGCACAAUAUUGAGUGCCAAUUCGCAACCCCUCCUGGGGCCGUACCUGCGAAUAAUAGCACGUGUCGUUGGCCAUCAACGAUCGUCAAUAGACCCCCUCCCGUGCUGCCGCCUGUUUCUCUCCCUUCAAUUUCAAUGCCCAUUUCCUCAUCAACUGUUGACCAGCUGGAAAUCUUUACCACCUUUGACAGCACGAAUCCUCAGUUCACAUCUAAUUUACAUCUUGAUGAUUUGAAGCUUAUGCACCAUUACACCACGGUGACCUGUACGACACUUUCAAACACCCCGGAACAUAUCGAUAUUUGGAGAACCGUUAUCCCCAAAGAAGCGCUUGCUCACCCUUUUUUAAUGCACGGGCUUUUAUCUCUAUCAGCACUUCACCUCAUAGAGAGCAGCAGCAAUGACGACCCGAAUCGUCGGAAAUAUGUCGAAUUAGCCACCAUGCAUCAGCACCUUGCCCUUGCGGCGUUUCGACCAGUGUUGAAUGAUAUCACUCCAUCAAACUGCAACGCGGUAUUCGCGUUCUCGAGUCUCAUCGCUGCGCUAGCCUUUGCUUUCUCCCGAUUUGUCGGCAGACCCGGUGGGGGCGAACCUGUUGCGGAACUUCUUCAAGAUUUCCUUCUAUUUCGCGGUGUGGAGAGCGUCCUAAGUACGUUCUGGGAGAUCAUACAGAAGGGGGAGCUAGGGCCAAUGAUCCGGCGCCCUGCUAUUAAUGCAUCCCAACCGAUUUCUAAGGACGUCAUAAAUGCACUUGAUUAUCUGCACGAUUGCAAUGGCGACCAUGUAACCCAGCUGAGCGCGGAGGAAAAAGAUGCGAAUAAUCAUGCGAUUCGCGAGCUUCGUAUCUCAUUUGAGCGACCUGCUUCAAGUUGGGAGAAUGUUUUUCGCUGGCCGAUUCUUCUUCCGGAAGCGUACCUCGCCCAUCUGAAGGCCCGAAAACCCAUGGCGUUGGUGAUUCUUGCGCACUACUGUGUCGUUCUUUCCAGGCUGGAUUCGUGCUGGUGGUCACAAGGUUGGGCGACUCAUUUGUUCGAAGCGAUUUAUCGCUCUCUGGGCACGAGUUGGAGACCGCUACUGCGAUGGCCGAUGCAGAUGGUUGGGUUGGCUGAUAAACUGUCGAAAAUCCCAUGAGCUACAAAUGAUAUCUUGGUUGUAUCUAGGCCGUGCGCCAAAUUUAUGCUUCAUACGCUUCCUGUGUAAAUGAUGUACUGUACGAUAUUUUCCAAUGGUUUCAGGGAACUAUGGCGCAAAUAUUGUUAUGACGGAGUCGAUUGUAACUAGACUUUGACCUCUUCCUGGAGGCCUUGUGCGGAGAAUUAGAUUUUACUCCUUAGUAUAUAUACAUUCAUCACUGCUUGUUUUUAGUG
Messenger RNA from Histoplasma capsulatum G186AR, 1472 nucleotides. RefSeq names its product C6 zinc finger domain-containing protein. Gene Ontology annotation, molecular function: zinc ion binding; DNA-binding transcription activator activity, RNA polymerase II-specific. The transcript has 2 exons. The record is from RefSeq and is a predicted model, not a curated record. Lineage: Eukaryota; Fungi; Ascomycota; Eurotiomycetes; Onygenales; Ajellomycetaceae. Bases 1 to 1236 code for a protein of 411 amino acids. Gene Ontology annotation, biological process: regulation of transcription by RNA polymerase II.